Messenger RNA from Nakaseomyces glabratus, 2202 nucleotides. RefSeq names its product ATP-dependent RNA helicase (gene MAK5). Gene Ontology annotation, molecular function: ATP binding; nucleic acid binding. NCBI's taxonomy places the organism in Eukaryota, Fungi, Ascomycota, Saccharomycetes, Saccharomycetales, Saccharomycetaceae. The record is from RefSeq and is a predicted model, not a curated record.
AUGGGUAAGCGGGUAGUUGCUACGGAUAAGGAGCUGAAGUGGAAGAAAGUUGAUAUUCCAGACACUCUGGAUGACUUUGGUGGGUUCUACGGGCUGGAAGAGAUCGAUGGUGUUGACGUCAAGGUGGUCAAUGGGCAAGUGCAGUUCAUUGCUUCUGAAGCACAGGUGAAGGAGGAGGAGGAGAGCUCAGAGAGCGACUUUCCAGACUUUGAUGCCAUGGAACAAGAAGACGAUGGCGAUGUAGAGGAAGCAGAAGAAGAGGAAGAAGAAGAAGAAGAUGUUGCAGAGGCAGAUGAACCGGAAGUGAAACAAAAACAAGAACAAGCUAGAGUGGAACAAAUAGAUAAAGGAGUGGACAGUGAAAAACAUGAAGAUGAGAAGGAGACUCCAGAAGAUGACUUGGCUACUAAUGUAUUUGAUAUCGAUGUCGAUCUUUCAGAUGUUGGGUCUGGGGAAUUACCAGGGUGGACUGAUACUGUUGAUCUGUCAAUGACUACCAUAAACGGUUUAUCCAACCUAGGCUUUACAGAGAUGACUCCAAUUCAAAAGCUCAGUAUACCAGCUGCCUUAGAAGGUAAGGAUAUCAUGGGUAAAGCCUCGACGGGUUCCGGUAAAACUCUUGCGUACGGUAUACCCAUCAUCGAGAAGAUGAUCAAAUCAAAGGACAAUUUAAGAACUAAUGGUAUUAUCUUUACUCCUACUAGAGAACUGGCUCAACAAGUGACUAAGCACUUACAAAACGUUUGCAGCAUGCUACUAAAGAAGAAUCCAUACAUGAUAUUAUCGCUAACCGGUGGUUUAUCCAUACAGAAGCAGGAAAGAUUACUGAAAUACGAUGGCAGUGCCAGGAUCGUGGUGGCUACGCCUGGUCGAUUCUUAGAACUGAUUGAGAAGAAUGAGGAGCUCAUGAAAAGGUUUGCGAAGAUUGACGUUCUUGUACUUGAUGAAGCUGAUAGGUUGUUACAGGAUGGUCACUUUGAUGAAUUUGAGAAAAUCUUAAAGCAUUUGGGAAGAAUACGUAAGUCCUUGAAAAAUAUGGAGUAUUGGCAAACUCUGAUAUACUCCGCCACAUUCUCAACUGAUCUAUUCGAUAAAUUGGCGAACAGUUCAUGGAAGAAGAAAAAUAACAGCAAGGAUGAAUCAGAGAUGGAGUCAGUCUUGAAACAUCUAAUGACGAAGAUUAACUUCAAGUCUAAGCCAAUGAUGAUAGAUGCUAACCCAGAAGAUAAGAUAAGUGCACAGAUCAAGGAGUCCUUGAUCGAGUGUGCACCACUAGAGCGAGACUUAUACUGUUACUAUUUUGUUACACUGUAUCCUGGUACAACACUUAUAUUCUGUAACUCUAUUGAAUCUGUCAAGAAAUUAAAUGCAUACCUGAUUAACCUAGGAAUCAACUCUUUCCAAAUACAUUCUUCUAUGACUCAGAAGAAUCGUUUAAAGAACUUAGAGAAAUUUGAAGCAAUGGCUUCGAAAAACAACCAUUUAGGCAAACCCACUGUGCUUAUUGCCAGUGAUGUUGCUGCCAGAGGUUUAGAUAUUAAGGGUAUUAAGCAUGUCGUUCACUACCACUUGCCACAUUCUGCAGACACGUACAUCCAUAGAUCUGGUAGAACAGCAAGAGGUGAUAACGAAGGUGUUGCGGUUAUGAUAUGUUCCCCACAGGAAGCCAUGGGACCAUUACGUAAACUAAGAAGAUUGUUAGCUUCUAAAGAACAAAUAAGCAAGAGUACUAAGAACAAAAAAUGGCAGCAAACUGUCCCACUUCUUCCAAUUGAAAUAGAUAUUUUACAACAGUUGAGGGAGAGAAGUUCAUUGGCUAAUGACAUUGCCGAGCAUGAGCUGGCGUCUAGAUCAUUGAGGAAGGACAGUAAUUGGCUGAAGCAGGCAGCUGACGAGCUAGGAAUAGAUAUGGAUUCGGAUGAAGAAGACAAGGAUAUUAUUUUAGCUAAAAACAAGAACAAGAAAAUGAAUAAGACUUUGGAUAAGAACGAGCUGAAAUCAAUGAAAGCUGAAUUGACACAUCUAUUGAAAAUUCCUAUCAGAAAAGAUAUGAGAAGAAGUUACUUAACAGGUGGUCUUGUAAACCUAGCAGACAGUCUAGUUAAGAAAAGAGGGCAUCACAACAUUAUCGGUCAUGAAAAGACUGAUGCCUUGAAUGUACUAAAGAAAGGUAAAUCGAACAAGAAGCAGAAAACUAAGUAG